Messenger RNA from Erythranthe guttata (spotted monkey flower), 3217 nucleotides. RefSeq names its product vacuolar proton ATPase A1 (gene VHA-A1). Lineage: Eukaryota; Viridiplantae; Streptophyta; Magnoliopsida; Lamiales; Phrymaceae. Gene Ontology annotation, molecular function: proton-transporting ATPase activity, rotational mechanism; ATPase binding. Gene Ontology annotation, cellular component: vacuolar proton-transporting V-type ATPase, V0 domain; vacuolar proton-transporting V-type ATPase complex. Gene Ontology annotation, biological process: proton transmembrane transport; vacuolar acidification. The record is from RefSeq and is a predicted model, not a curated record.
AAAAUAUCCCUUAAUUACGAUUUAACUUAAUCGGAAAAAGUCGUCAGCGUAGCGUGAACAGAAUAGAAUUUCCAUGUUCCUUUCCUUCAAUUUUACUCUUCUCCACCACACCUAAAAUAAAACCGAAAACGACUCCAAAAUUCUCCCACGGCAGUUGCCACCACCACCUCCACCACCACUGCCACAUAAUUAACCCCCAAAAUAUACAUACACCUAUACGUACAACCGACACUGACCUCCCAGAGAAUCUCUCUCUCACACUUACAGUCACUAAAACCUCCCCCAUCGCUGUGUGUUCUACGUUACCGUGAUCAAAUUCAGAUCUGAAGAAGGGGUGGCAGUGAGCGGCUGUGAUCCGGAUAUUAUUAAAUCGGGGGCGGUUUGUUGGGUGGAUGGAAAAUGGAGUACAUAAACAAUUUGCCGAGCAUGGAUCUGAUGCGCUCCGAGGAGAUGAUUUUUACGCAGCUUAUUAUCCCCGUCGAGACUGCUCACCGCGCCGUCUCUUAUCUCGGCCAACUCGGUCUCCUCCAAUUCCGAGACUUAAAUGAGGAUAAAAGCCCUUUCCAGAGAACAUUUGUUAAUCAGGUUAAAAGAUGCGCUGAGAUGUCGAGAAAACUACGAUUUCUUAAAGAUCAGAUACAUAAAGCUGGUAUAAUUUCAUCUCAUCCAGCUUCGCAACCUGAUAUUGAAUUAGAAGAAUUGGAGAGUCGACUUGCUGAGCAUGAGCACGAGCUAAUUGAAAUGAAUACCAACAGCGAGAAACUGCAGCAAACAUAUAAUGAGCUGCUUGAGUUCAAGAUGGUUUUGCAAAAGGCUGGUGACUUUCUUGUGCCUAGUGGGAACCAUUCUGCUGUACAAGAGACAGAAUUAGAUGAAAAUGUCUGUAUAAACAACGAUUAUGUGGACACAGAAUCACUGCUUGAACAGCAACCAGAACCAUCAAACCAAUCUGGUGUGAAAUUUGUUAGUGGCAUCAUUUGUAAAUCGAAAGUUCUUAGUUUUGAGAGAAUUUUAUUUCGCACUACAAGAGGCAAUAUGCUUUUCAAUCAGGCACCAGCUGAUGAUCAAAUCAUGGAUCCUGCAUCAAAUGAAAUGGUUGAGAACACAAUCUUUGUGGUAUUCUUCUCAGGUGAGCAGGCAAGAAAAAAGAUCCUGAAAAUAUGUGAAGCAUUCGGCGCAAACUGUUAUCCAGUUCCUGAAGAGACAACCAAACGAAGGCAAAUAACUAGAGAAGUAUUGUCACGCUUGUCUGAGUUGGAAACAACCUUAGACGCUGGCCUACGUCAUCGGGACACAGCUCUCACCUCUAUUAGCUUUCAGCUUUCUAGAUGGACGAAUAUGGUAAGAAGAGAAAAGGCUAUUUACGACACGUUAAAUAUGCUGAACUUUGAUGUCACUAAGAAGUGUCUGGUUGGAGAGGGUUGGUGUCCUACCUUUGCAAAGACUAAGAUUCAAGAAGCUCUGCAACGUGCAACUUUUGAUAGUAAUUCCCAAGUGGGCAUAAUAUUUCAUGUGAUGGAUUCAGUCGAGUUGCCUCCGACAUACUUCAGGACCAACCAUUUUACGAAUGCAUAUCAGGAAAUUGUUGAUGCAUAUGGUGUUGCUAAAUAUCAGGAGGCAAAUCCUGCAGUAUAUGCAGUUGUUACAUUCCCGUUUCUUUUUGCUGUGAUGUUUGGGGAUUGGGGUCAUGGUAUAUGCUUGCUGUUGGGUGCUUUAUUUCUUCUAGCCCGUGAGAAAAAGUUCGGUUCACAGAAACUUGGCAGCUUCAUGGAGAUGCUAUUUGGCGGCCGAUAUGUCCUACUUUUGAUGUCACUCUUUUCUAUUUACUGUGGCUUGAUAUACAAUGAAUUCUUUUCCGUUCCAUUUCACAUAUUUGGCAGCUCUGCCUACAACUGCCGAGAUGCUACAUGCAGUGAUGCUCACACGGUUGGUCUAAUUAAAGAUAGAGAUACGUAUCCAUUUGGUGUGGACCCAAGUUGGCGUGGAAGUCGUUCUGAGCUGCCUUUUCUGAAUUCUCUAAAGAUGAAAAUGUCUAUUUUGUUCGGCCUGGCACAGAUGAAUUUAGGAAUUAUACUAAGUUAUUUCAAUGCACGCUACUUCAACAACUCACUUGAUAUUAAGUAUCAGUUUGUGCCCCAGAUGAUAUUUCUUAACAGCCUAUUUGGAUAUCUUUCGCUUCUCAUUAUUAUUAAAUGGUGUACUGGUUCUCAAGCAGACCUCUAUCAUGUAAUGAUUUACAUGUUCUUGAGUCCUUUUGAAGAUUUGGGUGAUAAUAAGCUUUUCUGGGGUCAGGGCGUACUUCAGGUUAUAUUGUUAUUCUCGGCUUUAGUUGCUGCCCCAUGGAUGCUCUUUCCCAAACCUUUUAUUCUAAAGAGGCUUCAUACCGAGAGAUUUCAAGGGCGGACUUAUGGAGUUCUUGGAACCUCUGAUAUGUAUAAUGACGAAGAACCUGAUUCUGCAAGACAUCCGCGCGAAGAGGAGUUCAACUUUAGUGAGGUCUUUGUGCAUCAAAUGAUACAUGCUAUUGAAUUUAUACUGGGUGCAGUUUCCAAUACUGCAUCAUAUCUCCGUCUCUGGGCUUUGAGUUUGGCCCAUUCAGAAUUAUCAACUGUUUUCUACGAAAAGGUUCUCCUUCUUGCUUGGGGGUACAAUAAUAUUAUCAUACGUUUAGUGGGACUAGCAGUUUUUGCAUUUGCAACGUCAUUUAUACUGCUCAUGAUGGAGACUCUUAGUGCAUUCCUCCACGCUUUGCGUCUUCAUUGGGUGGAAUUUCAAAACAAGUUCUACAGUGGGGAUGGUUACAAGUUCAGACCCUUUUCCUUUGCCGCAUUAACUGACGAUGAAGAUUAGUAUCUUUUCAUGUUUUUUUUUUGGGUUGAGAUUUUUCGUUUUUUCGGAAGAAGAAGAAAAGUUUUGCAGUGGCAACGGGAUCAUAAGUAUGGAAACGACACAUGAUAAUUGAUACUAGUUGAUUAGACUCGGAAGUCGUAACUACAAGUGCUGACUCAAUAUUCUUUAGAUGCAAAGGUGAAUUUAAUUGGGGGAGCUUGUAACUUUUUUUGCUCUAAAUCGAUUCCGCAGGGAUUGAGUUGUAAAGAAGGGACCUUCUAUACCUAGAAUCUCUACCUUUUAAGUUCUUUUGGCUCUAUAACUUUUUUCACUCAGAAAUCAUUGACACGAGGUUUUUUUGCUUCUAUACUUAAAUCAGAACUGACUG